Messenger RNA from Paramacrobiotus metropolitanus, 2265 nucleotides. RefSeq lists its product as uncharacterized. Bases 94 to 1917 code for a protein of 607 amino acids. The transcript has 3 exons. Lineage: Eukaryota; Metazoa; Tardigrada; Eutardigrada; Parachela; Macrobiotidae. The record is from RefSeq and is a predicted model, not a curated record.
CCGGGUUAUUGAAUGCGGCUUUAGUAUGAGCCCUUGCCGCCACUAAGGCCGCGGUACGGUUUUUCUUAAUUCGCUUUUUUCAUUACCGGUAAAAUGCAGUCGCCUCCGCUGUAUAGUGGCGUUCUAAAGACCGUGGUGCUGCUGCUGUGUUUUGCUGCUCUAAACGGUCUGCCACAUCCCAAUUGUGCUUACACCGCGUCCAGCCUGGACUGCACGCAGGCUAACCUGGAUAUUCCCGGGAAUUUCGACGUCAGCCUCGUGCCGAAUGUCCGCCACCUGCAGUUGUCGUGCCCCAACGUUCACUACCAAACUUUCUGCAAUACACUGCGCGAGGACUGCGAACCGUUGCCAUGGCGAUCGGCACUGGUGCGGGUGACGCUCCAGGGUUUCCAGGCCACAACCGGUCACGAUCACCCACCGUUCGGCCGCUUCCUUCAGAAUAUUGCCCAUCAGAUUACGGAAUUGAGUAUCUAUUACAGUCAAAUUAACGUUGUUGACGCUGAGCUGCUGCGAAGAUUUGCAGCAUUGACGGUGCUGUCGCUGACCAACAACCGCAUCCAGGCGAUCGCUCCUGACGCAUUCCAGGCGCUCAGCUACCCGCGUGCGCCGGACUUCAACCUGACUGUUGCGCCAACAUUACGGCAGCUGAAUCUGAACAGCAACGCCCUGCGCCACAUCGAUUUAACAGUGUUCCGACCAGUUGCUCAAAGCUUGGAUACUCUGGAUUUGAGCUCUCAAAGUCCCUGGUUGAACUCCCUUACCCACAGCGACCCCAGCGUGCAGUUUUUACUGACAACUUUUACUGUCCGCUCUAAUAGCCUGACGAAUUUAUCGCGCGAAGUCCUACAGGCCAUCGCACCGCGGAAGCCGUCGAGUUUCAGUUUUGACCUGGAAAGUAACAGUUUCUGUUCCAGUACAUCCAAAACAGAUUGCUCCUGCUGUGAAAUGGAGAACGUACUGCGAUGGGCAUCCAGUAUUCGAAAACCCUUGACAAACACCGGGAUUCUGUUCAGCUGCGCUGGACGUUCCUAUACCGACCGCUCCGCCUUCACGCUCGACCUGUUUCGAAAUUGUCCUUCACAAACAGCCACUCUCCAGAACGCGGUGUGCUACGAAGCUCCGCCCAUCGUCAUCAAUUGCACCGGCAACGGCGAAAUGGCUACCAGCGAACCCGAUCUGCCCAAGAGCGACGCUUCAGCUGUGGCGUUCUCCGCCAUAAACGGCUUUCGUUGCCGCAGCACCCUAUAUGACAUCCACGUUAAGCUCCUGCAAAUGGCCGACAUCAGCCACUCCAAUCAAAGCCUGCCAGGAAUCGUUACCGCUGUGUGUUCUCAGGGAACACUGACUGCGGAUGUAAGCGAUGCCAACACCGCCAGUGUGACCAAACUGACGCUGGACAGUGACUCCAGUGCAGAGUGCCGGGAGAAACUUCACCAGUUCGUUACGUUCAUCUACACGAAAAAGUUCCCGCGGAACCCGAACCAGAACCUUAACACUUCCCUAGCAAUUAUCCCGGUAGAUCGCUGGACGAAGGAGUUCCUUAUCUGCACGACAGUUCCACCGCUGGUUGUGCGCUGCAACGGAACGACUACAAUCUUUUCGUACAACCAUACAGAUCCAACCAACGCGACGGCUCUGCUUUUCGAAUCGGACGACAGUUUCCGCUGCCGACAGAUCGCCAUCAACAUUCACAAGCACAUUCUCUCCCAACGGAACACCGUUGUCGAAAGUGCUGUUUCCGAAACGACAGAGCGGGAUGCCGUGGUGGCGGUGUGUCAGAAAGGUCAAGUCGUCCUGUCCGAUGGUAACCCGGAGCAGUCGGUGUACGCCAAUAUUCGCUAUUAUUCCGCACCCAAUCAGCUGUGCCGCGAUGCUUUCGCCCGUUUUCGAAAAUACUUGCAGUCAGCGUUGGGCUGAGAUGAACCGGUUUUUUGUCUACAAAUGUGUCCUAAUUAUCUUGUGUGCAAAGAAAAAAAAACCACAUAGCACUAAAGGGCAAAAUUAGCAAAAUUUAUGAAGUAAUAUCAAGGUGUUUACUACUAUCAACAACGGCAUAGAGAGAAUUUGCUGACGACCUUUUGUUUCUUUUUCCGAUUUGUAGUUUAGUUCGCUAGACUUUUGUGGUGUCUUUUUUUUGUGUUUGGGAAAUUUUUCUGUCGGUCAGCAACUUGAUGUUAGCAGAUGGUUGGUGUUCAGCAAACGUUCGGCAAUACGUACAUAUGUCUAUCAGAGAUUUAACGAUUCAACAAAUCGUUGAGUCGGUCG